AUGCAUUUUUUAGGGCCGGCGCCGGUAGUCAGCGCUUUUCAGAAAUUACACAGGGCGGUGGGUGGCGGUGCGAACGGUGUGCGGGAUAUGACGUUCGAUUUAAAGGGUAGGUGCGUAGGGUGGGGGUGGCCCUGGCUGGCUGCAGGGCGGCUGUUGACGGGCGCGUGGCGCAUGCGUUCUGGUGUCGCAGGCGCCCGCCGCCGCCCGAUUUCCGUGCCGAUGACAGUUCGCCGGGACUUACUUCCUCGAUACCGCGUGUCCGCGGCGUCGCUGCAUCCAGGCCGAGCCGAGCCCCGCGCCUGGCGCCGCUAUAGCACACCAGCUACGCACCGACUCACCACGUCGAUGGCAUACUGA
Arctia plantaginis is the source of this 357-nucleotide messenger RNA. NCBI's taxonomy places the organism in Eukaryota, Metazoa, Arthropoda, Insecta, Lepidoptera, Erebidae. The record is from the annotation of a GenBank genome assembly.